AUGAAACUGUUUGUGGGCUGGCUGUGCCUGAGCCUGGCAUCUGUGCGGGUGGCAUGGAGGACGUGGAUGCUGUGGAGACUGCUUACCUGCUCCCUGUACAUGAACAUGAGGAGUGGUCCCGGCAGGCCAGCUGCUGCUGCAGGUGGCAGGAAGGAGAAUCACUAGUGGUAUGUGUGCAACAGAGAUAAAUUAAUGUGAAUCACUCCAGGCUCUUUGUUCAGUUACCUUGAUCAAGGAACACAGAUCUUCUUAAACAUCAUCAUUGAGAAAUAGGGCUGGCUAUUCAUACAAUUAUAUCACUCUUUUGUGUCAUUUGUUUUUAGCCUGUUUAUGUCUAGAACUUCUAUCAAUUGGUUGCUAGGAAGAGGUUCAAUGUUUGUGUUUUCACCAGAUCAAUUCCAGAGACUGCUUAAAAUUAAUUCAGGCUGGAAAACUCAUAGACUUCUUGAUUUAGGUGCUGGAGAUGGAGAAGUCACAAAAAUCAUGAGCCUUCAUUUUGAAGAAAUUAAUGCCACUGAAACUAUGAUAUGGAAGCUUCAAAAGAAGAAAUACAGAGUGCUUGGUAUAAAUGAAUGACAGAAUACACAGUUCCAAUACGAUAUUAUCAGCUGCUUGAAUUUGCUGGACUGCUGUAAUCAGCCCCUGACUUUGUUAAAAGAUAUCAGAAGCAUAUUGAAGCCAACUAGAGCCAGGGUCAUCCUUGCCCUGGUCUUACUCUUUCAUCCCUUUGUGGAAAACAUAGGUGGGGUCAAGUGGAAGAAACCAUCAGAAAUUUUGGAAAUCAAGGGACCGAAUUGGGAAGAACAACUGAAUAGUCUGCCUGAAGUUUUCAGAAAAGCUGGUUUUGUAAUUGAAGCUUUCAUCAGAUUGCCGUACCUGUGUGAAGGCAAUAUUUGUAAUGACUACUAUGUGCUGGAUGAUGCUUUGUUCUCAAACCAGUUUAAAGACAUGGGGGAUGGAAUCUGCGGAGUCCUCCCCAGGAAUGUAAACUCUAGAAGAGGGUCUGCAUCUGCGAUUAUGGGAAGGGAGGAACUUUGUGGAUUGCUGUACUAA
Messenger RNA from Manis javanica (Malayan pangolin), 1053 nucleotides. The record is from RefSeq and is a predicted model, not a curated record. NCBI's taxonomy places the organism in Eukaryota, Metazoa, Chordata, Mammalia, Pholidota, Manidae.